Messenger RNA from Dentiscutata erythropus, 612 nucleotides. The record is from the annotation of a GenBank genome assembly. Lineage: Eukaryota; Fungi; Glomeromycota; Glomeromycetes; Diversisporales; Gigasporaceae.
AUGUCUUUUAGCUUAUAUUCUUUGAAUAUAACGAAAGAUACUCUUAUACAAAUUUUUGAUAAAAAACAUAAAAAGGUUGAGGUUUUUCAAGCGGAUUCAAGAGUUCUCAGCAGUAGAGCUUUAUCGGAUAAGUGGAGAAAGAAUAAUGACAUUAUAUAUAACCUAGAAUUAGAAAUGUCCUGUGAUGUUUUAAAAGAAAUAUUGGAAGGAAUUUGUAAUGGAUCAAUUAUUUUAAGCAAUAUAGACCCAACGUUUCCUAUAGAUUUAUUAGAUUUUCUUUUCCUUCACGACUUUAUGGAUCUUUUAAAAUUUAAAUUAUUAGAAGGAGGUAAAGAGUAUUUGAGCAAUAAUGAAUUUAUUUAUGCACUAAAGGCUUCUCAUAAACUUCCAUACCUCCGUGAACUCUACUUAGUUUGCCAAGAUAUGGUGGCAGAAAAUCCAAAGAUCUUAUUUGAUUCACCAGAAUUUUCUUCGAUUAAUGAGGAAUUAUUACUUAAUAUAUUAAAAUUGGAUAUGAUUUGUGCACAUGAAUUAAUAGUCUUUAACAAAUUGAUUAAGUGGGGAAUUGCAAACACGCCAAAUUAUUCUACUAUAACUUAUAAUACAUCUUGA